This is a messenger RNA of Oxyura jamaicensis (ruddy duck), 3467 nucleotides long. It is a transcript of the gene CRACR2A, whose product is annotated as calcium release activated channel regulator 2A. The transcript is spliced from 19 exons. Gene Ontology annotation, molecular function: calcium ion binding; GTPase activity; GTP binding. The coding region runs from base 367 to 2493 and encodes 708 amino acids. Lineage: Eukaryota; Metazoa; Chordata; Aves; Anseriformes; Anatidae. The record is from RefSeq and is a predicted model, not a curated record.
CUCACUGUCCCGCCCCUGGGGCGCAGCCUGCUCGUCACCGGGUUAUGCUAUCAGUACCUGAACAAAGUUUAGAAAGUUGUUUCAAUCUUCCUGCACUUUUACUUCCACCCUGAGGCGUGUGUGGAACAUCGUCAGUCAGCGCGCAGGGCUUGUGUUGCACCUUCGCCUGGGGGCCUGCAGGAAGUUGUGGGAGGGCCUGCUGGAACGUCACAGGCGCUAUGACAAGCUUUGGUGAAAUUUGGGGUGUAGAGUGCUGUGAGCCCACCAGAGGGCUCACACGCUACGGAAAUGAGUAGAGUUCAGACAAAAAUUUGUAAGUAAAUGGGAUAGCAGCAUCCCAAAAUAUUCAGUGACAAGAUUCUGACAAUGGACAGAACGCAAGGAGACAGUGCCAGUCCUGUGCCCUUAGGAGAUACAGAGAAGAGGAGGACUGGAGAAGAGGACCCAGGACCAACUGGAGAAGAGGACCCAGGACCAACUCUGUUGGGAAAAGCACAUGAGUUCUUUCAGAUUUGUGAUGUGGAAGGCAAAGGCUUCAUCACUUGCCAAGACAUGCAGAGACUUUAUCCUGAGUUACCUCUUAGCCUGGAAGAGCUUGAAAAAGUUUUUGUUAUGUUGGAUGCGGAUGGCAAUGGCUCACUUACCCCAAAGGAGUUCACCACAGGAUUCAGCCAGUUUCUUUUGGGGCAGAUUGCUUUAAAUAAAGAAAUGCAACAAUCGGAAGCUGAAACAGACUGCCUACCUAAAAGUGAAGAGACUGUGAGAGAUGAUGAUGAUGAGGAAUUCCAGUUCUCAAAUCUGAUGGAUCGGCUUGGAGCAAAAAAGGUCUUGGAGGAUGAAAGUGAUGUGAAGCAGCUUUGGUUGCAGCUGAGAAAAGAUGAAUCUCACUUACUAUCCAGUUUUGAAGAGUUCCUGGCCAGAAUUUUUUCCCAGCUCCAGGAUGCAGAUAAUGAAAAGAAUGAGUUGGAAUGGGCUCUAAAAAAAAAAACUGCAGCUUUUGAUGAAGAAAUUCAAAAUCUCUAUGAAGAAAUGGAACAGCAAAUCAAAAAGCAGAAAGAGGAGUUUCUCUUGAAAGAUACAGAGAGGUUUCAGUCCUACAGCCAAGAGCUGGAGUGCAAGCUCCUGUUGAAAGAACAAGAACUGGACCAAUUGGUUCAAAACCAGAAAAGGUUGGAGCAACAAUGUACAGAACUUCUCAGUGGCAAACAAGAAAGCAAAGUAGAGAACACCAAGCUGAAGCUGACUAACCAGGAGCUGCUGGAUGACCUAGUGAGAACUUCUCAUGAUCUGCACUUGGCUCAACAACAGUUAGAAGUUCUUCAGGAGGAAGCAUCAAGGCUACAUGAGGAAAAGGAAAUGGAAGUAUACCAUGUGACAGAAACCUUACAGAGGGAGAAGUCAGGACUUCUGAAACAACUGGAUUUCUUAAGGGAGAGGAACAAACAUCUCAAAGAUGAACGUGACAUAUUUUUACAGCAAUGCAAAACAAGUGCUCGAAAAGCCAGCUGGAAGCAAAGAACAGGGUCUGUCAUUGGGAAAUACAUAGAAGGCAAUGUGCUACCUAAUAGCUAUUCAUUUGAAGAUGAUGUUUUCAAUAACUCAUCAAAAAGAAUGAAUUCUGCUGGAUUGAAUGGAUUUCCCUCUGUUGAGCCUGAUGCUGGAGCCACUGGAGGAAUGUCUAAAGCAUCCCAUCUCCAAAGAAUAAUAUCAAUUGAGGAAGAUCACUUACCCCAGCUUCUUGAUAGGUCGGUUGAUAAGCAGCUGAGCAAACAGACAGAAGAUGAAAGUACUUCUUCUGAGAUGGAAUUAGAUAAGAAAAACACAGAACCAUCAAUGGAACACUCACCACCAUCUUCUAGAGGGCAGCCAGCAGGGAAGGAAGCACUUUCAAAUGAGGAGGGAAUAAAAUCUGUGCCUGACCGCUUAUUCAAGAUAAUUUUAGUGGGGAAUUCAAGUGUCGGAAAGACUUCAUUCUUAAGGCGAUUUUGUGAAGAUCGUUUUUUCCCAGGCACAGCUGCCACUGUAGGUGUGGAUUACAAUGUGAAAACCAUCACAGUAGAUAAUACCCAGGUAGCCCUACAACUCUGGGACACUGCUGGCCAGGAACGGUACAGAAGUAUUACCAAGCAGUUUUUCAGAAAAGCUGAUGGUGUCAUUUUAAUGUAUGAUAUAACAGCAAAAGACACAUUCACAGCUGUCAAGCAGUGGCUGAUAAGCAUUGAGGAGGGAACAGGGGAGAAUGUACCUGUGCUUUUGCUGGGUAAUAAAACUGAUAAUGAAAAGGAACGAGAGGUCCCUAAUGGAAUGGGAGAGCAUCUUGCUAAGGACUACAAUUUAAUUUUCUAUGAAUGCAGUGCAUACUCUGGGCACAAUACCAAAAAGUCUGUGCUUCACUUAGCUAGGAUUUUAAAGGAACACGAAGAUAAAAUGAAAGAGAAAACCAUUGAACUUCAACCUGAUGUGAAUAAAAAGUCUUGCUGUAUUAGGCCAUAAUAUGCUGGGGGUAUGUUUAGACAAAAGGCUUACAUUUAUAACACACUACAUGGCACCAUCAGAUUUGCCUUAUCUUCCAAAAAUGUGUACUGCUGUGUUUGGAAUGUAGGUGUAAGCGAUCCCCAGAAUCCUUGUAUGUUCUUAUCUUCACAUUUACACCGAUGGUCUUUAGUUAGUUGCAACAUGUUUGGGGCAUAACAGUCUUUUAUUCCGUUUCAUGCCUAACACCACUGAAUCCUUCUUUGUGAUCAGAAGCUGCUGCAUUAUUAAUAAUAAAUAACUAUUAUAGGAAGAAAACCACUUAAAAUGUGAUUUUUACUGGUGCGGAUGACAUCUGAAUCAUUCUGUUUGCUUCACUGCAGGAUCAGGUUCUUCAGAUCUUGAUUUUGUUAGUUUUUUUUUUUUUUUUUUUUUUUUUUUUGGUGGUGGUGCUUUUUUAAAAAUCAAAACAGUCAGCUGCUUAGUUGCUUAAAACCAGCACACCAGCAGUUGUGAAUUUCAGAUGAUAUUUCAAAACUUAGUGUGAAAUAUACACGAACAAAGAGCUGAAGAACUUUGAAGAUUAUCAUACGUAGCAUUAACUUAUUCACACUACAAAUUGUUUCAUAUAUGUACUUGAUGAGAAGCCCUUCUUCCCACCUAGAUGUGCUGAAUUAGGUAUGUCCAUACAGGCCCCUGAGAUACCAUGGAGCCUUGCCUGAGUUAUUACCAAAUAAUCUGUGAUGUUUGCAGGGUGAAGGGGUGCCAUGGAAAGAUCAAGCUUAGUUUCCAGAAACAAAAAAGUCAUGGUGAUACACUGGCUAAUUAGCAUUGCACUUGGACCAAAUCAGCCUGGGCUCUUUACCAUAUUUGCCAUAGCUGUAUUGCAUUGUGUUCCAGAGCUUGAUGUGAACCUCUAUUGGGCUAAUAGUUGCAUGGUGUCCUGUAGAAGUCCCAAAGCAAUCAGGGCUAGCUUGAACAUUCAAAUAAAUUCA